Messenger RNA from Canariomyces notabilis, 1053 nucleotides. Its product is annotated as NAD(P)-binding protein. Gene Ontology annotation, molecular function: oxidoreductase activity. The transcript is spliced from 3 exons. NCBI's taxonomy places the organism in Eukaryota, Fungi, Ascomycota, Sordariomycetes, Sordariales, Chaetomiaceae. The record is from RefSeq and is a predicted model, not a curated record. Gene Ontology annotation, cellular component: mitochondrion. Bases 1 to 1053 code for a protein of 350 amino acids.
AUGCGCGCCUGGACAACCACCUGCCUCGGCAGUCCACGACAAGCUCUCUCCUUCCAACCCACCCGCCCCGUCCCUUCCUUACCACCCACCAACCCCCGACUGGUCCUGAUCCGGGUAACCCACUCAGCCCUAAACCCAGCCGACCUGGUCCUCUUACACACCGCACCCCCCUGGCUACCCUUCCGCCGGUCACCCGUUCCCGGGCAAGACUUUGUCGGCGAGGUCGUCGCCCUUCCUGCCAACCCCUUGCCUGCCGAGCUGAGGGGAUUGCGGGUCGGGGACCGGGUCGGCGGCGCCACUGGGUUGUGGGACGUUGCGCUGGGCAGGGGUUCAUUGGCUGAGUACAUGGUUAUUGAUGCGGGUUCGGUGGCGGUUGUGCCUGAGGGGAUUGAGUCGAGGCAGGCGGUCGGGCUGAUGGGGAUUGCCGGCCAGACGGCGGUGGAGAUGAUCAGGCGUGCUGGGUUUGUACCAGGGGAUGGGAAGGUUGCGAGGGUGCUGGUUAAUGGGGCGAGUGGAGGGGUGGGCACGGUUCUGGUGCAGGCGUUGAAAGGGAUGGGGAAGGAGGUGGUGGCGGUUUGUUCUGCGGCUAAUGCUGAGAUGGUCAGGGAGCUCGGGGCUGAUGAGGUCAUUGAUUACAAGGUUCAUGACCCGUUGGAGAGGCACCUGGCCGCGGAGUUUGGGGAGAAGCAGUUUGAUGCUAUCCUCGACUGUGUGGGUAACCAGGCGCUGUACGCCCACUCGCCUGGCUAUCUGAAACCGGACGGCAAAUUCAUCAGCAUCGUGGGCGGAUGGUCGCAGGGGAUCAUACCCUACGCCAGGAACAAGCUGCUGCCCGUGUUCCUCGGAGGGGUUCCGCGGAGCUUCCACAUGUUCCUCCUCAGCGCCUCGGGCGAGACGGCGAAGAAGGCUGCGCAGUGGUUUAAGCAAGGACUGAUAAAACAGGUUCCUAUCGAUUCCGAGUUCCCCUUGGAACAAGGCAUUGAGGCAUUUGAGAAACUAGCGACUAAGAGGGCCAAGGGCAAGAUUAUCAUCAAUGUUGCUGGGACCAGUUAA